Molecule: messenger RNA, 834 nt
Organism: Tetrahymena thermophila SB210
Lineage: Eukaryota; Ciliophora; Oligohymenophorea; Hymenostomatida; Tetrahymenidae
Product: transmembrane protein, putative
Exons: 3
Source: RefSeq, a predicted model, not a curated record
AUGAUCUGGAAACCUAAAAAGGAUCUAACUAGAUAUUAUAAUUGCUAUAACUUUUGUAUGUUUUUUCUUGGAGGCUCAAUCUUUUGUGUCUCAUUUUUUCUCUUCAUGAAUCCAACUGCAUCUCUUACAUUUAUAAAGGCUAAUAAUUGCUAAGUUAUAGGCCAGUAAAAAAAUUAUAUAGAAUAGGCUGAGAAAUAUUCUAUACUUUAUAUUAACUUCGAGUACUAAGGAAAAUAAUUUUUAGGAUAGGCUUGCUCAUCAGAUUUAAACUAAUCAGAUGUUUUUGAUGGUCUGGGGCCUUAUAAAUUCUAUUAUAAACAUGAUUAAAUCAGUUGUGGAUCUGAAGAUGAAAGUUUUAAAUAACACAGUAAAAAUAGAAUAUUUCAGGAAGAUUAAAAAAACGAAGCUAAUGAAAAUUAUAGAUUUUUAGGUGCAGAUAUAGGUGAUGAUGCUGAUAUAGAUGAAGGUGAAAGUAUUGAUAGAGGAUUAUUAUGCAAAAAGGAUUAUUUAUGGAGCAAUGUAAAAAUAGCUAGCUGGUUAUGUUUACCAAAUAAUUUUAAUAUUGCUGAUUAUAUGGAGCCAUAAUCUUGCUUUGUAAAUUUUUUUGAAGGUGAAAGAGCUUUUUAAAGCGGAAUAGAUAGAGCUCCGAUGAGAGACUAAAAUAACUUUCCUUUAAUUUCUUAUGAAUAACAAGCUUACUACCCUAAAACUCAUUUAAUUUGCAUCAUAAUAUUUACUUAUUAUAAUUGGAUUUUAUCACUUAAUACAAUAUUUUAAUACACCUCAAACGCAAUACUAAAGAUUCUUUAAAAAAAUAAAUUAUUAAUAGGCUGA